AUGUCUUCGUACAAUGGUGAUGCACAGCCCGGUGGGGCAGCGAGUCUGCCGGGUGCAGUUGGAAUGUAUGCACUCUCAGUUGGCGUUGGAAAUCUAAGCAGGACUCUGCCCGAGCCCGUCUACGCCUUGCUGUCCGGCCUCAACGCUGCGACUGUCGGGAUUGUCGCGGUCUCUGCGGUACAACUCGCGGAAAAGGCUAUUCGUGACAAGAUAUCUCGCAUCCUGAUCAUCUUCGGUGCCUGUGCUGGUCUCUGCUAUAACGCGCUGUGGUAUUUCCCGAUGCUGAUGCUUGGUGGCGGUUUGGUCAUCGCUGUUUGGGAUGGAUGGCUCUAUUCCCAAGUCCAGAGGGCUAAGACUGCUUGGCGCAAUAGACACAAUUGUCCCACGGACUCGGAGGAGGCAAACACGACCCCGGUGGAGAUGGAGUCUAUUCAGCCCGUAGAAGCGGAGCGGAGUGAGACGGUACUCUCGAGGAAGAAGGCCAAUUCGGCCUCCUUCAUCGCACUCCUCGUCGCAAGAGGCCAACUAGCCACCACCCCCUUGGUGCUGGAUCUCUUCACAAGCAUGUACCUCGCUGGAACGGUAAUACUUGGUGGAGGCCCCGUCGUGAUCCCACUUCUGCGCUCCUACGUCGUCGCUCCAGGUUGGGUCUCUGGCCGAGACUUCCUCAUCGGCCUGGCCAUCAUCCAAGCCUUCCCGGGCCCAGAUUUCAACUUCGCUGUCUUCCUGGGCGCAUUGGCCCUGCAACACACGCAAUUUCCCGCGGUUUUUGGCGCAUUUAUUGGUUGA
Molecule: messenger RNA, 789 nt
Organism: Penicillium atrosanguineum
Lineage: Eukaryota; Fungi; Ascomycota; Eurotiomycetes; Eurotiales; Aspergillaceae
Exons: 3
Coding region: 1-789 (262 amino acids)
Biological process (GO): chromate transport
Molecular function (GO): chromate transmembrane transporter activity
Source: RefSeq, a predicted model, not a curated record